AGGAGAUACGAGGAUAUGUUGUCACAGUCGACGGCUGAUAACGGCGCAAGCUUCUGGCCCAACGCAUUCAACUCUCCUAUAUAUAGUGGACGAAUAACACACAACGGCGGCGUGUCAUUAUCAUUUCCGCUGUUUUCCACCAUCGCGUGCACGACAAAAGUCCUGAACAUGAGUCGGAGAGAUGAUACACUUUGGAAACGAAAGGAACUCACGAGGAGGUCAAUGGGUUUCGUGUUCAUUGCAUGGAUGGUGACUACAGUUCAGUGUUGUGCCCCAGAUGGGAGGCCGAACGUGCUUCUGAUAAUUGUUGAUGACCUACGUCCGACGCUCGGAAUUUAUGGCGACCGAUUAGCGAUCACACCAGCUAUCGACAGUUUGGCUAACAAUGGCAUCGUCUUCGCAAACGCUCAUGCCCAGCAAGCGCUAUGCGCUCCAAGCAGGACAUCUUUCCUGACCAGUCGACGUCCUGACAGCUUGCAUCUGUAUGGAACGGGUCCUUACUGGAGGACACACGCGGGCAACUUCACUACCAUCCCACAAUACUUCAAAGGACACGGCUACCAUACAGUGAGCGUUGGAAAGGUGUUCCACCCAGGACCUAUUUCCGGCCACACGGAUGACUACCCUUUCAGUUGGUCUCAAGAACCUUAUCAUCCUUCGUCACUGCGCUUCGAAAAUACCAAGGUGUGUCCGGACCCUGACGGAACUCUCGAAAACAACCUGCUGUGUGCGGUGAACGUGACUUCCCAACCAGAAGGGACGCUGCCAGACAUACAGAGCACGGCUUACGCAUCAGCGUUUCUGCGUCGCUGGGCAAAACGCAGUUCGGGUGGCCCCGAUGGACGUUUCUUCCUCGCUGUUGGUUUUCACAAACCUCACAUCCCUUUCAGGAUUCCGGCGAAGUACCUGAGCAUGUAUCCUCUGUCGAAUAUAUCGCUCGCUCCAGAUCCCACUCUUCCCAGUGGGCUGCCGUCCGUCGCAUGGAACCCGUGGAUGGACCUGAGGAGGCGCAGGGACGUUGCGGCUCUCAACAUCAGCUUUCCCUACGGACCGAUGCCAGUUCCUUUUCAGAAGGCAGUCCGCCAGCAAUACUACGCCGCAGUUUCUUACAUUGACGACCAAGUUGGACAGCUACUGCAAGUUCUGGAGGAGACGAGGCUCCGAGAUGAUACCCUUAUUGUGCUUAUGGGCGACCACGGUUGGUCUCUCGGCGAGCACCAAGAAUGGGCAAAGUACAGCAACUACCAAGUAGCGACGCGGACGCCCCUCAUCGUCUCAUUCCCUCCGUGUGACGAAGGACGGGUACCUAGGGUAAACCCCGUCCCCGAGCCCGUUAUGCUGUUGGACCUGUUUCCAACGAUGGCCAUCGCUUCACGCUUACCCGCACCACGACCUUGCAGCGCCAUUCCGAUUGCGGGAGAUAAAUUCACGUGCACCGAGGGUAGGAACCUGUUGGCGGCGGCGUCCAGCAUAACGCCGUUGGGCUCGAGACGGGAAAUCCUAACCCAGUACCCGAGACCGUCCGUGCAACCGAGGUGGGACAGUGACCAACCGAAGGAGGACGCUAUUCAAAUUAUGGGCUACUCCAUGCUGUCUAUGGAAUACCGGUAUACAGAGUGGAUCAAGUUCAACGGUAGCACUUACGAGAAGGACUGGGGAGUGUGUUACGCGCGCGAGUUGUACGAUCUCCAAGCUGAUGGCAUGGAAGACCACAACGUCGCAGGGUUAUCUCACUAUGCAGGUCUUGUAGAGCGGCUGUCACAAAGGCUCAAGUACAUUGUAGGGGAUCUUUUCAAGAAUGGAUAUUCGUAACCCCUG
Messenger RNA from Ornithodoros turicata, 1818 nucleotides. RefSeq names its product iduronate 2-sulfatase-like (gene Ids). Gene Ontology annotation, molecular function: iduronate-2-sulfatase activity. NCBI's taxonomy places the organism in Eukaryota, Metazoa, Arthropoda, Arachnida, Ixodida, Argasidae. The record is from RefSeq and is a predicted model, not a curated record. The coding region runs from base 16 to 1812 and encodes 598 amino acids. The transcript is spliced from 9 exons. Gene Ontology annotation, cellular component: cytoplasm.